Molecule: messenger RNA, 1823 nt
Organism: Cicer arietinum (chickpea)
Lineage: Eukaryota; Viridiplantae; Streptophyta; Magnoliopsida; Fabales; Fabaceae
Source: RefSeq, a predicted model, not a curated record
CAACAACAGAUUGAAAAGUGAAAAGUGGACACAUAUAAUACGUUAUUGAUUCGAGCACAGAAGAAGGAAAAUCGAAAAAGACCACAUCAAAAACAAUAAAUUUUUGGUGAAUAAAGACAAUAACAAUGGUAAAGCAAAAGGUGAAUCAUGCGAAGCUCUCUGAAUUGUUCACGUGUCGUUUGUGUAAUAAAUAUCUCAGAGACGCCACCACAAUAUGUGAAUGCUUGCAUUCUUUUUGCAGGGAAUGUAUAGAAAAGAAGCUAACAGAUGAGAAAUUAAAUCAUUGUCCAGUAUGCAAUGUAGACUUGGGUUGUUCUCCAUUAGAUAAACUAAGGACAGAUAAUAAUCUGCAAGGUAUGAGGGACAAAUUUUUCUCCAAUAAAGGAAAAAAUGUUAAGAAAACUGUGUCAACCAAAAAGAAGAAGAAGUCUCAAUUCUCAACAAAGACCAAUGGAAAAAAGGCCAAAAGAGCUUCAAAAAAAGUUAAGAAUGAUGCAACUGAAAAGGAGGCACAAGAAGAGACAAAGCAGAUGCAAGAAUUCUCUAUUACUCCACAAGAACCAAAAGUUUCUGCUUCUGAAAUGGUAGCUGAUGUUAAGAAAGAGGAAAGAAAACACUGUGGGAUAGAAAUUUUGGAUGAAGUUUCGACAAUUCUAUCUGCUAGAAGAGCAAAAGCUGUAGCUAGAAAAAAGUUCAUUAGAACUGACUUAAUUCCUACAGUUGAUGAAAAGAAAGAUGAUAAGCUCCCUCAGUUUGAAACAUUCAGUGAGACUCCAAAAAUCAGAUUUAAGAUGUCUUCAAAACCAGAAUCAAGUCAGAGAAUAGUGCUCAAGAAUGUUUCAGAGGACAAUGCCGAGUUAAGGAAAGGAAAAGCUGUUAUGUAUGAUGAGCCAUUCAAUUACCUUGUGGAAACUAAAAGCAAAAACAAGUCUCCUAAUAACUCUACUAUGCAAGAAAAUGGUGUCAUUCCAAUGCUUUUGGACUCUAGUGACAAUGAUUCUCAUCAUGUGCCUAAGGUUCAAGUUAAGAAACAUUGGAACCACCAAAUAGAACCACUGUGGGAUCUAAAUGAAUCUGUUUCUCCAAAUAAAGAUCCCUUGAAGUUUAAGCUUAAGUUGCUGGACAGAAACCAAGAAAAAAGACUCAAAUUUAUUGAAGACUUGAAUCUUCCAGCACAACCUGAGAGUGAAAACCACAAAGAAACUGGUCCUAUUUGGUUCUCCUUGGUUGCUUCUAAAGAGAGGGAAGUUGGUGCAACAUUGCCACAAAUAUAUCCUUCCUACCUAAGGGUCAAGAAUGGAAAUUUAUCUGUUUCCUAUAUCAAAAAGUAUCUUGUGAUGAAGCUUGGUCUUUUUAGUGAAGCUGAGGUGGAGAUCUUAUUAGAAGGUAAACCGGUUUUAUCAUCAAUGCAGCUGCAAAACUUAGUGGAGUUUUGGUUGGAAACAAUACCAAAGAAUGGGAAGAUUCAUACAUCUGUUGGAAGCUCAGCUAAGGAUUAUAUUAUGGUCCUUUCGUAUGGUCGUAAAGCUUGAGUUGAGGACUCAUACAUAUACUAUUUAGAGAUAUCUUUGGAUUCAAUUUUGAGAGUGACAAAAAGUGGUUCUUUAAUUAUAGAAUUGAUUUUUUUUAUACAUAUUUAAGAGGUUUGGAUGCUCUUCAUUUCUGUUUCUCUCCAAAUUUUCCCAAAAGUGGUUAUUACAGUGUCACAUUAGGUGAGUCCAUGUAUUAAUUAUACAUUUAAAAUCAUGGCUAAACUUUAGUUAUGGAGAGAGAAAUGUAUAGCAUCCAUUUCAAUGUUUGAAUAUUAGUGUCUCUAGAAUUUA